Molecule: messenger RNA, 1172 nt
Organism: Setaria italica (foxtail millet)
Lineage: Eukaryota; Viridiplantae; Streptophyta; Magnoliopsida; Poales; Poaceae
Product: large ribosomal RNA subunit accumulation protein YCED homolog 2, chloroplastic
Exons: 7
Coding region: 115-861 (248 amino acids)
Source: RefSeq, a predicted model, not a curated record
GCCACGGUGGAGCAAACGAUAAGCUGAUAAGCUAACAGUAGUAUCUUCAGCUUCAGGCCUUGAGCGCCAGCGCAGCCUAGGCACAGCUCUGCUGAACUGCGAAGCCUGGAAAUCAUGGCGAGAGCUUGCAACCACGCGCUGAGGCUGCUGCCGAAUCCGGCCACGACGCCGCUCCCAGGCAGCCGAAGCCGCGGCGCCCGAUGCAGAAACCUCGCCGUUCACGCGCAGCUCUCGACUGAAGACGACGAGCCAUUGAAGAAAGUGCAAAUCACGCAGGGCGUCCGAAGGAGCCGCCGGAGGGGAACCGGCGGCGCGCGGCAGAGCCUGGUCUCCGUGGGAACGGCACGCGGCGGAGGGGAUCAGUGGAGCAGCGACUUCGACCUGACGAUGCGGCAGCUGCACCUGGACGAUCUUAUCGAGGACGGGCAGAGGGACGCCGAUGUGCUCGUGCACCUUGUAGUUCAGCAGCACACUCAGUUUGGGAUGUCAAUAAAAGGGCGAGUCCUGACAUCGUUCAGAAAAAAUUGCGAUUCCUGCUCCUCGCCCUACUGCACAAACAUCGAUGAGCAGUUCAAUCUCACGGUUCUGUCGUCAUCUAGAAGAGAUCAGAGCGGGCUGCCUUAUCUCGGCGAUAGUGAUCCGUCGGUCAUCUAUGUGAGACCGGGAGAGGAAGUUGAUCUUGAUUCGGUAAUCCAAGAGACCGUACGAUUAACGGCAUCGGCUAAGAGCUCCUGUUCAGAGGCCUGCGAAAAGUCUACGGUCGUAUGGCAAAAUGGUAGUAACCAGAGAAAGAAGAUUUCCAGCCAAAGGUGGUCAAAACUCCUUGAUCUAAAGAAAACCCUGGAUAAAGCUCCUAAGUGAAUUAGUACUGUGCAUUACUGAAUUACAGAUGGAGCUUCAUCCUGCAAUGCUACAUACAGUGCAUUCCAUAUGCCGGGUACUACUGCCAAAAUGAUGCUGGAAUUCAAGUUGAAAGUUGCAACCACUUGUUUCGAUCAGAAGAUAGAUUGAUGGUUUGUAACCUACUGGCUAUCUGAUCUGAAUGGUAUAUCUGUGAAACUAAGAUAGUCAUUUGUAAUGUAAAGAAUAAACAUCAAUGGGUAUGAUUUGCCAUUGACCGGUCAUGUUCAUAACUCAAAUACAGGGUAACACAAUUUACUGUACCCAGUUCA